AUGCGAUACUCAACAGCCGCAUUGUUCUACUCCCUAGCAGGCCAGGUCUACGGCCUCCCUAGACCCCAAGGGUCUACCAGUUCUGACACUGGUAGUGGCUCUAGUUCUGGAUCUAGCUCUGGAUCUGAUUCUGGCAGUGGUUCAGUACCAGGUCCUGUCGAUCCGUCACAAGUUCUCAACAUGCCACUGCCCUCUAGGGCAUCGGGCUCGUUGCGUGGUACAGAACAGUUGCUUGGCUACAAUCCCUCGAACUUAGUCACAACUGAAUCAACAGUCAUACCACCUGACGAGUUUGAGAUCGCACCGGGACAGUCUGAAGACCCAAAACUUGGCCUCUACAUUGAUCUCAGCAAUGUGGAGAACCCACAGCCGAUUCGUGGAGGCACAACGGGACCUACCGAACCUGGGCCACGGCAAGCUUCUCGAGAGAGACGAUAA
This is a messenger RNA of Pyrenophora tritici-repentis Pt-1C-BFP, 438 nucleotides long. The record is from RefSeq and is a predicted model, not a curated record. NCBI's taxonomy places the organism in Eukaryota, Fungi, Ascomycota, Dothideomycetes, Pleosporales, Pleosporaceae.